Molecule: messenger RNA, 1075 nt
Organism: Dioscorea cayenensis subsp. rotundata (Guinea yam)
Lineage: Eukaryota; Viridiplantae; Streptophyta; Magnoliopsida; Dioscoreales; Dioscoreaceae
Exons: 5
Coding region: 19-846 (275 amino acids)
Molecular function (GO): zinc ion binding; nucleic acid binding
Source: RefSeq, a predicted model, not a curated record
CGCUCUGAGAUCGCAGUGAUGGUGAGCAAGAGGCAGAAGCUCGCGAGGAAGCGCUUCAAGGAGGCCAAUCCUGAGCUCUUCCCGAAGCCCGAGCUCUCCAAUCAUGGCGAUUCCACUUCCAGGAAGAAGAAGAAGAAGCGUAAUAUUAAGGGCAAAGUCCUGAAAACGAAGAAGAAUUCAGGAAAACACCCUUUUAGAGUUCCCGGCAUGAGGCCCGGCGAGAACUGCUUCAUCUGCAAGUCUUCCGAUCAUAUCGCUAAGCUUUGCCCUGAGAAAGCCAGCUGGGAUAAGAACAAGAUAUGUUUGUUCUGUCGGCAACGUGGUCACAGUCUUAAGCAAUGCCCUGAGAAGGACACCAAUCAUAACAAGAUAUGCUAUAAUUGUGGCGAAGUUGGCCAUUCUCUUCAUAAGUGCCCCUUACCUCGUCAAGACGGGGAAACAAAGUAUGCCGAUUGCUUUAUCUGCAAGGAACGUGGACACUUAAGCAGGAACUGUCCAAAAAACACUCACGGUAUAUAUCCAAAGGGUGGAUCAUGUAAAGUAUGCGGUGGAAUAGACCAUUUGGCCAAAAAUUGUCCAAACAAAGGCAACAAAACUUAUUUAUCUUCCACAGGACUGAAAAUUUCAAUUGGUGAUCGUGAUGGAGACCGGGGAACACAGCAUACAAUUUUUCAAAGUGGAGAUGAUCUUGAAGAUGAUUUCAUGGUAGAAGAUACAAAACAUGGGAAGAAAACCAUUCAGCAGUCACAAUCAGAAUUGCCUUCUUCUGAGCAUGUUCUUGAAGAGAAAAUUCUUGUAAAACAAAAGAAAAACCGAGGCCCUAGAGUAGUGAACUUCUUCGGUUGAUGCUCGAGGAAACUCUAAAGCAUAUGAUACCAAUUUUUGUGUAUUAUUAUUCUUGUAAUGUCCGGAAUUCUCCAAAGCUAUGUUGGUGAAAAUGGCAUCAACUUCAUGUUGUAUUUUUUUCCCCAGUUUUUGAUCAAAACUUGAACACAGGCAAGAUUUGCAGAAGGUUUUCCUUUGCUUCUUGUAUUUGGUAUUAUUAGCAGAAGCUCAAGCAAAUCUAAUUCUUUUA